AUGCCUCAAUAUUCAGGGGAAAAGGAUUUCCCCCGGCGGGAUCGAAGACCCGUAGGUUAUUUCAGCGAGGAGAAGCAACAGCAGCGCAACGAAGAGGUGAGAGGUCCGUUAGAAGGAACCCCCCAAAUGCCAUCGAAGAAAAGAUCAGCCCCAGAUGACUCGGGGAAAGAAGCGGUUCCUGCAAAGAAAAGACAAAGGCAAGCUCCUAAAUCAAAGCCUCUGGACGUGGAAGCUCUUCUAAAGGAUCUUGAUACCGAUUACUCCAAAGUAAAGCCUGCACAUCCACCGAAAAGACCUGCUAAGCAGAAUUGGACCCCGACAACGGUUGUUAUUACGGAUCGGGGAAAAGCACCUAUAGGUUGGAAUCCAGAAGAGCCUGAUUUAAUGGACGAUGAUUUGCCUGCGCAGAUUGUGAGAUGUCGCGAGAGGAUCAAGGAGAAAAUCAUGCCUCAAAUUUAUGAAUACAAACUGAAAGGCUUUUUGGCACAGCAGGAAGAACGCACCAAAGCGAUCUCUGCAGCGAAAGGACUGAGUUGGCCUGUUUUACAACGUCUAGAUGAGCUCCAGUCCAUUUUGAGAUGGCUAGAAAGCGAUGAGAUCAAGGAUAAAUACAAACUCGCCAGCAAUGUCAAGAAUAUAAUCUCAGCCUACAGAUCGGGGGCUUUGGAUUGGUGCCACGGCUUCGUCACUUAUUGGAACAACGGAGCUCAAAUUUGCCAGCCAAGGCCCUUUCAGUGGAAGGAAUUCCAAUAUCUCCAUGACAAACAUCAAGGCAAUGAGACGGGAUUUUGGAUUGAAGGCUUCAAUGGGCCUGGACCUAGCGACCAACUGUCUGCAAUACAAUGCGGCCCGGGCGAGCGCAGGUGGGGAGCUUAUAUGAAAAUUAGUCUUCGAAUUGCUAGGACAUGGGUGAGCGAAGCUUCCAUGCCCUUGGAACUGGAGUUCAAGGAUGAUACUGGGGCAGAUUACAUGACUAUUAAUGAUGACGAUAUAAGCGCAAUGAGGGUUGAUCCAACAGGCACCGGCGGACUUCACCCGUUGCCUCGAAUUAUGGGUGUGUUAAGUGUAACACUUGCCGAUGGGAGCGGUAGGAACAUGCUAGUAAGAGAGCUGCAAGCCAACAUAUGGGACGCCGAUGAGCGCAGAUACAUGGUGCCUGAAUGGGACUCAAUACCGGCUGUUAUCAACCCUACGACUGGAGCCAAACGUUUGAAUGGUCCAUGGUUGCGGUGGAAGCUUUACACAGCAACAUGUCCUGACAACUCACGACGUUUGUGGAUAUAUGAUUACAAUCCGAGCAAUCCUCCCGUUCAGGCUGACCCGCGCAUCCCUACUGCAACCCAGGCACAACUAAACGCCCCCUAUCCCACAGCAACCAACUAUGAGAGUAUUGGAAAUCAUCCCGAGUUCGAUACAAACCUUCCAUCGGGAGUGUCAGUAAAACAACCUAAGCAGUCGGGGGGAUCUAAAAGGAAACGCAAAGGUUGA
Molecule: messenger RNA, 1488 nt
Organism: Penicillium paradoxum
Lineage: Eukaryota; Fungi; Ascomycota; Eurotiomycetes; Eurotiales; Aspergillaceae
Exons: 5
Coding region: 1-1488 (495 amino acids)
Source: RefSeq, a predicted model, not a curated record